Messenger RNA from Striga hermonthica, 372 nucleotides. NCBI's taxonomy places the organism in Eukaryota, Viridiplantae, Streptophyta, Magnoliopsida, Lamiales, Orobanchaceae. The record is from the annotation of a GenBank genome assembly.
AUGUUGAGGAAUGGAGAGACUGGUGAUUGGAUUGGAACUUUUCAAGGACAUAAAGGUGCUGUGUGGUGUUGUUGCCUGGAUAAACAUGCAAUGCGUGCUGCCUCUGCAUCGGCUGAUUUCUCUGCGAAAAUAUGGGAUGCAUUGACCGGGGACGAGUUGCAUUCAUUUGAGCACAAGCACAUAGUCCGUGCUUGUGCCUUUUCAGAGGAUACCCACCUUCUGCUAACUGGAGGAAUGGAAAAAGUUCUUCGCAUAUAUGAUCUAAAUAGGCCAGAUGCACUUCCCAGGGAAAUCGAAAAGUCUCCUGGUUCUGCCCGUGCCACUGCACAUCAGAAGUACGAUAUAUUGGGCUUUCAAUCGAAGCCCGUCUAA